CACUUCCGGUUCGUGGUUAUCUGUGUGUGAGCGCGAUUCGGGAAGUUUGAUUCUGUGCAUUUUGUGAGUUGGGGCCGAGUGGCCACAACCGGAGAAUCGUUGCUAGAUUUUACAGACAAGAUGAGGAGAAGCAAAGCGGAGAUUCACAAAUAUAUAGAGAGCGCACAGAAUAGUGCGGCAUCUCCACGGGAGAAAUCUAUGAAGGGGUUUCUUUUUGCAAAACUUUAUUACGAAGCAAAAGAAUAUGACCUAGCUAAAAGAUGUGUUUCUUCAUACAUAAACGUCCAGGAAAGGGAUCCAAAAGCUCACAAAUUCCUUGGACAUCUUUUUGAGAUUGAAGGGAAUGUGGAAAAAGCUGUUGGCUGUUACAAGCGUUCUGUGGAGUUGAACCCCACUCAAAAAGAACUUAUCCUUAAAAUUGCGGAAUUGUUGUGUACUUUAAAUGUCACAGAUGGCAAAGCAAAAUACUGGGUUGAAAGAGCAUCUAAAUUAUUCCCUGGGAGUCCUGCUGUUUUCAGACUUAAGGAAAAGCUCUUAAACCCCCAAGAUGAUGAAGGUUGGAAUCAGUUGUUUGAUUUGAUCCAGUCUGAGCUGUUUGCUCGUCCAGAUGAUGUCUUUGUAAAUAUUAGGCUUGUAGAAUUAUAUAAGCACGGCAAAAGAUUAGAGGAAGCAGUGUCCCAUUGUCUCAAACCGGAGAGAAGAGUUCUUCGUUCAAACUUGGAAUGGUGCACUUGUGUUGUGAAAAUACUAAAGGAAUUUCUCAGUAAUCAUCAAGGAUCUGGAUCAGAUAAGAGCAAAUGGAGAACCCUUAACAAGGAAUUACUGCUUGCCCUUGCAGAUGUUGUUCUUUUAACUCUUUCUUCCAGAGAUGUGCAAGACAGCAAGGAAGCACUUCAAAGUUUUGAUCAAGCGCUCUUCUCAUUGAAAAGACAUGUGAGUGGCACAGAUACCGAUGAUCUGUCUGUGACAUUUGUUGAAAUGAGGGGUCACUACUACAUGCAUGCUGGUACUUUGCUGCUGAAAAUGGCUCAGCAUAAUGAAGCACAGUGGAAAGCUUUGAUAGAGCCUGCUAUUCUUUGCUACUGUUUGGCUUUCAAGGUACCAAGGCCAAAAAUUAAACCAAUAAAGGGAGAGGAUAAUGGACAAGACAUUAUUGAAGGAUUAGCCUUAGACCGUCAGAGCCAAUCAGCUCACUUACUGCUAACCUUGAGUUAUGGCAAACAAGAUUUUAUUAGUGAAGUUAUAGAAACAUUUGCCAACAUAAAUGGGCAGGCCAUCUUGCAGAACUUCUUGUUUGAGGGCCAUUUGUCUAUGGAGAAGUCUUUCAUGGGCAGUGAUGAUAUAAAUGAUAUUGUUCGUGAUCCUCCAGAUAUUAAUUAUGAAGCAAAAGAUUCAACAGAGCUAUGUCGCUAUGACUACGGUGCAAUUCGUUUGCAUUGUGGUAGUCUUCAACAUUUAACCUGGCUUGGCUUACAGUGGCAUUUCAUGGACUCUUUUCCUGCAAUACGAAAGUGGCUUAAGCAGUUGUUUCCUCGUCUACCUCAGGAAACAUCAAGGAUAGAUUCCAAUUCUCCAGAAUCAAUAUGUAUGCUAGAUCUUGAGGUAUUCUUACUUGCUGUUGUGUACACUAGUCAUCUUCAACUGCAAAAUAAUUUUAAUACAUCAAAUGAACAACACCGUCCACGUUGUCUGCCUCUGCCCAUCUGCAAGCAACUAUGUACAGACAGGCAACUUUCCUGGUGGGAUGCAGUGUACAACCUUGUUAAUAAAAAGGCUUUGCCUGGCACAUCUGCAAAACUUCGACUUGUGAUUCAGCAUGGUCUUGGCACUCUGAGAUCCCUGGAAAAACAUGGUCUUCAGCCUGCCCUACUUAUACAUUGGGCGAGAAGUCUCUAUAAAACUGGAAACAGUCUAAAUUCAUUCUAUGACCAAAGGGAGUACAUUGGGCGAUGUGUUCACUACUGGAGGAGAGUUUUACCACUCUUGGAUAUUGUGAAACAGAGGAGGAGUAUACCUGAACCAGUUGAUCCUCUCUUCAGUCACUUUCAUAGCAUAGACGUUAAGGUUUCUGAUGUUAAAGGACUUGAAGAUGAAGCUCAGAUUGCGUUUGCAACACUGGAUCUUGUUGAUGGAAAAAUAGAUGACGCCAUAGUCAUUUUUUAUGAUAUCAAGAAUGUUCUUUCUUAUUGGAAUCUUGCAUUGGCUCAAGAAUUGUAUGCUGGCAUCAGGAACCUGCUGGAGGAGUACGGGAGGAAACUUUGUGAGAGAUUAGAUGCUAUCACCGUUAAAGUGCAAACAGCGCGAGUGAGCAGCAAUACCACAGCUAUGGAACAAGAUUCACCACUGGAGCCGCAGUGUGAUGCAGCACCUAAGGAUCCCCAGCCGCGCUCCCCGGCACUGGUGUUUGAGAGUGCGGGUCCCAAGCUGGAGCCCAGUUUUUUCUCUGCUGCCGCGACUGGAGUGCGGAUCUCGGAGAUCACACAGCAUAACAGUCUGUUCAUUGGGGCAGGCUUUGGAGAGCGCUACAGAGCUCACACAAUGUCCCGCUCGCUUCUUCCUGACUUAAACCCGGCAAACUUUUCACAGCAGGUCGUGUCAACAUCAGGACCUGCUGCUUAUUAUGGUCAAUCACCAGCAUAUAAUUCCCAGCAUCUUCUUAGGCCAGCGGCUAGUAUUACGCCAACCAAGACAUCUAUGUAUGCAAUGAAUAGACUGCCUCCUCAACAACAUAUGUAUGCAUAUCCACAACAGAUGCAUACUCCACCUACUCAGAACACUGCUCCUUGUGUGUUCCCCCAAGAAAUCUAUGCACCUCCCUUGCGUUUUGAAUCUCCAGCAACUGGUAUUUUGUCACCUCACAAUGAGGAGUAUUUCAAUUACAGUGUUCCUCCUACUACCAACCCACAGCUGCCUGAACCAGGUUAUUUCACAAAGCCUUCUAUGGGUCCACAGCAGUCAAAGUCAGAAGGUUCAAAGGUGAUAGAAUUUGGAAAAAGCACCUUGGGACAGUCCUUGCCAACAGAAGGAACAAAAGGGUCCUCUUUCAUGUUGCCGCUACAGUCUACUCCUGCAUCGUCCACUUUUAAAUUUAACUCCAACUUCAAAUCAAAUGAUGGAGAUUUCACUUUUUCUUCUCAUGGAGUAGCCCAACCAAGCACUUACACUUGUAGUGAAAGUCUUUUGGGGCUUUUGACAUCUGACAAACCUGCACAAGAUCAUGGGAAAAAAUCAGCCAGUUUUGAAAACCCUGUAGAUCAGUCUAAUUUGUUCAGGUUUGGAGACAAAGGAAUUUCAAACAAUUUCAACAAUAAAAGCCAAGAUAAGAAUUCUGCAAUGUUUGGUCAAGGUUUCCAAAACACUGGGAAAUCAACUUUACUGCCUACAGCCUUUGUCACUCAAUCUAAAGAAACUAAAGACGUUCAGAACCAGAGUGUUGAGUCUGAUGGAGGAAGUGAGCAUGCUGCUGAUGAUGAUGGACCACACUUUGAACCCAUUAUACCACUGCCAGAAAAAGUUGAAGUGAAAACUGGUGAAGAAGAUGAAGAAGAAAUGUUCUGUAACAGAGCAAAGCUUUUCCGAUUUGAUGCAGAUUCGAAAGAAUGGAAGGAGAGAGGUAUAGGGAAUGUCAAGAUUUUGAGGCAUAGAAUUUCUGGCAAAAUCCGGUUACUAAUGAGACGAGAGCAAGUUCUGAAGAUUUGUGCAAACCAUUAUAUAAAUGCAGAUAUGAAGCUUAAGCCAAUUUUUGGCUCUGAUAAAUCGUAUGUUUGGCAUGCGUUUGACUAUGCUGAUGAGAUGCCUAAACCAGAACAGCUUGCUAUCCGUUUUAAAACUGUAGAUGAAGCAACGCUUUUUAAAGCAAGGUUUGAAGAGGCGCAAAAACUUCUUGGAAUUGUAGAGUCCAGUACUGCAUCAUCUAAACAAGGGACUGAAAAAGAAACCACAAGAUUGGUUUCUAAGGAAUCUGGAAAGACCAAUAGAGCAGCACAAAACUUUGGUUCACCGUUUUUUAUCAAGGAAGGGGAAUGGCGCUGUGAUGUUUGCCUUGUUAAGAAUACGGGGAAUGCGGAGAUGUGUUUAUCUUGUCAAAACCCAAAUCCAAGCAAGAGCAACAACAAAGAAAAAAAUACUGUAAAAGACAUUAAAGCAAACACUCCAGCGAGUACAAUGAGCAAGUCUGCUUCAAUAUUAACCUUCAGUAAGGACACCACGAGUAGCAAGACUGUGUUUGGAGAGUCAUCCAUGAAAAGUAAAGAGCAAUGGGAAUGUACUAAGUGUUCAAAAAAGAAUGAUACAGCUUCCAAAAACUGUGUCUCAUGUCAAAAUACUAUUCUGACUCAAGCACUAUCUGAUGAUUCUUUUCCAGCUACAAAUACCACAUGUUUUAAAAAUGUCUCCACUGUUGAUGGUACAUUUGGGUCUGCAUUUGUAAAGAAAUCUGGUCAGUGGGACUGUAAUGUGUGUUUAGUACGUAAUGAGUCUUCUGCAGUUAAAUGUGUUGCUUGCCAAACUCCAAAUGAAUCUAAUGCUCAAACAGUGACACAAACAGCUUCAUCGUUCAAAUUUGUCUCUCCUGAAAGUGGAUCACAGAAAGAUUUUGGUAGCAUCUUUGUAAAGAAAGGCCAGCAGGAUAGUUACACAAGUUCUCAGGUUACACCAGUUGCUACAGCACCUACAUUUCAGAUAGCAUCUAAAUUCAAGUUUGGAACCAAUGCAGAUAUCAACAAUAAGCAAACUCAAAGCUUAGAAACUUUGUUUGCCAGAAAGGAAGGCCAGUGGGAUUGUAAGACAUGCUGUGUGCGAAAUGAAGCUUCUGCUUUAAAAUGUGUCUCAUGUCACAGCCCCAAUAUGCAGGUUACAGCAAAUGCUACAGUGCCUUCAGUUCAGUCAUCGUCUGGUUUAAAGUUUGGUACCACUGCAGAUCCAAACAAUAAGCAAAGUAAAACAUUGGAAGCUUUUUCUCGAAAGGAAGGCCAGUGGGAUUGUAAUACAUGCUGUGUGCGAAAUGAAGCAUCUGCUUUAAAAUGUGUCUCAUGUCUCAGCCCUAAUACCCAGGUUACAGCAAAUGCUACAGCACAUUCGGUUCAGUCAGCGUCUGGUUUAAAGUUUGGUACCACUGCAGAUCUAAGCAAUAAGCAAAGUAAAACAUUGGAAGCUUUUUCUCGAAAGGAAGGCCAGUGGGAUUGUAAUACAUGCUGUGUGCGAAAUGAAGCAUCUGCUUUAAAAUGUGUCUCAUGUCUCAGCCCUAAUACCCAGGUUACAGCAAAUGCUACAGCACAUUCGGUUCAGUCAGCGUCUGGUUUAAAGUUUGGUACCACUGCAGAUCUAAGCAAUAAGCAAAGUAAAACAUUGGAAGCUUUUUCUCGAAAGGAAGGCCAGUGGGAUUGUAAUACAUGCUGUGUGCGAAAUGAAGCAUCUGCUUUAAAAUGUGUCUCAUGUCUCAGCCCUAAUACCCAGGUUACAGCAAAUGCUACAGCACCUUCUGCUCAAUCAGCGUCUGGUUUAAAGUUUGGUACCACUGCAGAUCUAAGCAAUAAGCAAAGUAAAACAUUUGAAGCUUUUUCUCGAAAGGAUGGACAGUGGGAUUGUAAUGUAUGUCUUGUAAGGAAUGAGAGUUCAGCAAUGACAUGUGCUGCCUGUCAGACACCUAACCCCAAUGGCAUUACAAGCACAACUGCCAGUCAGACAAAGUCUGCCUUUACCUUUGGUCUUAAAAGUAAUACAUCUGAACCUUUUGGACAGCCUUCCACAACAUUUAAGUGUGAUUUUUCUGCAAAAGAUUUUAAAUUUGGCACUACUGAGGAAAAGGCAAAUUUUAGUUUUAAAGCUCCUGCAACUAAUAUAGAAGCAAAGCCUGCAAAAGAGGGCUUUAGCUUUUCAAUGCCUGCUAAUGCUACUUCUUUUAAGUUUGGAAUUCAAGAACCAAAUAAGAGUGAAAACAAAACAAAAGAAACAUUACCUGCUAUGUUAAAUGUUUUGGUGCAAAAAUCUGAGGAUGCUACUGUAAUUGACUGUAGUUCUAAGGCUGUGGAAAACGAGCAAAAGCUAAGCAGUGAUCUAGUUUUUGGGCAGAGCACAAACAUUUUUUCUUUUUCUGACCUGGCACAGACUUCAGCUUCAGAUAGUUUUGCUUUUAGCAAAACUGAUCCUAACUUUAAAGGUUUUACCAGAGCUGGUGAAAAAUUGUUUUCUACCCAAAAUGAGAAACCCACUGAAGCAAAUACGUCUGCUAAUCAAGAGAACACAGAGGAUUUUUACAAAACUGAGGAACGUGAUGACAUACAUUUUGAACCUAUUGUCCAGCUUCCUGAUAAAUUUGAGCUUGUAACCGGGGAAGAAGAUGAGAAAGUACUUUAUUCAGAAAGGGUGAAAUUGUUUCGGUUUGAUGCAGAAAUCAGUCAGUGGAAAGAGCGUGGUGUGGGAAUCUUAAAAAUACUUAAAAAUGAAGUGAAUGGAAGACUUCGAAUGCUAAUGCGUCGAGAACAAGUGCUAAAAGUUUGUGCAAAUCACUGGAUAACCACCACAAUGAAUUUGAAGCCUUUAUCUGGCUCUGAUCGUGCUUGGAUGUGGAUGGCUAGUGAUUUUUCUGAUGGAGAUGCCAAAUUAGAACAGCUGGCAGCAAAAUUUAAAACUCCAGAGCAAGCUGAAACAUUUAAAAACAAAUUUGAGGAAUGUCAGCGUUUGCUUUUGGAUAUACCUUUGCAAACUCCUCAUAAGCUAGUAGACACUGGAAGGACUGCUCACUUGAUACAGAAAGCUGAAGAAAUGAAAUGUGGUUUAAAAGACCUGAAAACGUUUUUAACUGACAAAGUUAAGACAUUGGAUGAAGGUGAUACAAAUGUGAGCAGCUCUGAAAUGGUAAAAAAAACAAAUGCAGAACACACUGAAGCCACAUACGAAUGGGAUACCUAUGACAUGAGAGGUGAUGCUUUAGAAGGUAAUUUGGAUGACUCUGUCUAUGCCUCUCCAAUAACAAGUAGCCCAGAAAAGAAAAAUUUGUUUCGAUUUGGUGAAUCAACCACUGGUUUCAGUUUCAGUUUUGAACCUGUGCUUAGUCCAUCAAAAUCUCCUGCUAAGCUUAAUCAUAGUAGGGUUUCUGUUGGUACUGAUGAAGAGUCUGAUGUGACUCAGGAAGAUGAAAGAGAUGGACAGUAUUUUGAACCUGUUGUACCUCUGCCUGACUUAAUUGAAGUAACAAGUGGUGAAGAAAAUGAGCAGACCCUUUUCUGUCACAGAGCAAAACUUUACAGGUUUGAUAAAGAUAACAAUCAAUGGAAGGAAAGGGGUAUUGGAGACUUAAAAAUUUUACAGAACCUUGACACUAAAGCUGCUAGAGUAGUAAUGAGACGGGAUCAGGUCUUGAAGCUUUGUGCAAAUCAUCGUAUUACACCCAAUCUAAAUUUACAGCCAAUGAAAGGGGCUGAAAGAUCAUGGGUGUGGACUGCACAAGACUAUUCUGAAGCGGAGGGCAAAGUGGAAUGUUUUGCCGUUCGUUUCAAACUUCAGGAGGUUGCCGACUCCUUCAGAGAAUUGUUUGAAGAAGCUAAAGACGCUCAAGCUAAGGACUUAUUGCUUACUCCAGUUUCUUCCCGUGGCACUACUCCUAGAGCUUCACCAUGUGGAAAAGCUGCAAUAGCCAUACUGGAAGAAACAACAAGAGACAAGACAAAUAAAUCACCUGAGGUUGACAUCUCCACAGUUUCCCAAGCAGAGUCGGAUGUAUCUAGUUCAUCAGAGAAAUCUUCUAAAACUCUUGUUUCUCCACCUAAAUUUGUAUUUGGAUCCGAUGUUGUGAAAAAUAUUUUUAGCAGUGAAAAGCCAAAGCCAUUUACUUUUGGCAGCACAUCAUCUUCAGGGACUUUAUUUGGUUUUAACUUCAGCUCUUCAAAGAAUCAAAGCAGUGAAGAGUCAAAACCACCUCCAAAACUUAAGUUGGAUUUCACAUCAACUAGCAAUGCCACUGGAGCCUCUAGUGUUGUACAAACACCUCAGAGUUCAACAAUAUCUUCAUCAGUGACGGAGUCUUCCAUCAUAACACAAGCUGUCCAACCUAGAGGAUUUAAUUUUAAUCUUUUUAAAUCUAAUCCUGCUGCCUUUUGGACGUGUACAUCUCGCCUAAAUCAUGAUGUGGAAGUCAAAGGUAGUGAUAUUGCAGAAACAGAUUCGUCCUCUGAAGUCAUCUUUAUGUAUGAGCUUGUCCCAACUACAGAGCAACGUGCUCUUGCUGAGAAAUUACUUCUGCCUCCAACUUUCUUCUGCUAUAAGAAUAAGCCUGGCUAUGUCAGCGAUGAAAGUGACAUCGAUGAUGAAGAUUUUGAAAUCGCUGUUAAAAAACUGAAUGGGCAGCUUUAUCCAGAAACAGUGGGUUCCAGCCGGAAAUCAAUCAGAGAGGCCGAGAAGGAAUGUGUGAUUAUUUGGGAAAAGACGCCCACGCCAAAAGAGAAAGCAAAAGCAGAUAUCCUUAAGCUGCCACCUACCUUUUUUUGUGGCUUAAGCAGUGACACAGAAGAGGACAAAGAAACCCAAGAAGACUUUGAAUCAGAAGUCAGAAAAGUUAAAGAAGCUGAAGAAUCAAAGAAAACCGAAGUCAGCAGUUCAUCAGAUAUUACUGCAGUGAGUGCAGUUAUUACCUCAAGCAUAUCUCCUCCAAAACUAGAAGAACCCGACUCCACCACAGAUUCAGCCCUGGGACCUGUAGAAGUAUCACCUAAAACUGAAAAUGUAAUGCCGGACUCCACUAGCCAAGGUUUCACAAACAUCAGCUUUUCAUUCGGAAUCGAUUCUGGCUCAGGAUUGUCAUUUGCAGAAUUGGCAUCAAAAAAUUCUGGUGAUUUUGCUUUUGGUUCUAAAGAUACCAAUUUCCAGUGGGCAAACACAGGGGCAGCUGUCUUCAGUGCUCCUUCACAGAACCAAAAAGAGAAUGAGGAUAACGAUGAAGAGGAGGUUCACAAUGAUGAAGUUCACUUUGAGCCCAUUGUUUCCUUACCAGAGGUAGAAGUAAAGUCAGGUGAAGAAGAUGAGGAGAUCCUUUUUAAGGAAAGAACAAAGCUGUAUCGUUGGGACAGAGACUCCAACCAGUGGAAAGAGAGAGGAGUUGGAGAAAUAAAAAUUCUUUUCCAUUGUGAGAAGAAAUAUUACAGAGUUUUAAUGCGAAGAGAACAAGUCUUCAAAGUGUGUGCUAACCACGUCAUCUCAAAAACCAUCAAGCUUAAUCCAUUAAGCACAUCAAGCAAUGCACUGGUCUGGAUAGCCACAGACUAUUCUGAUGGGGAAGGUAGAGUUGAACAAUUUGCAGCCAGAUUCAAAACUCAGGAAUUAGCCGAUUCUUUCCAGAUGAAAUUUGAAGAAUGCCAACAGAAUUUACCAGAUCUACCAGCAGAAUCAUAAACUUGACCUGAUGUCCUGGUUUACAGACAUAUCCAAAUUGUUAUAUUGUCCUGUUAUAACAUGAUUUGAAAUUGUGUAUAUAUCUCUGGCUGUGUACCUUCAGUUUAUAGUAAAACUUUUUAAUGUCCUAAAUUACAUAUUCUUCUGAGUUUAUUCUAUAAUGAAAUUGACAUUUCUAUAUUUAUCAUUCUACUACAUUUUCAGAAGAAAUGCAUCCAGUAAAAAAUAAUUGUUUAGAAAGUAAAAAUAAAAGCCCAAUAUUUAAAGUAAGUUAAAUUUCAAACUCUAGUUUUUCAUAUGUAAUUGAGAAUAAAUAAAACUGCUCACUAGUUUGUUUGUUAAUUAAUAGACUACUACAUUUUUUUUUCUUUUGUGUAUGCAGAACCCUUAUGCACUUAAGCAGGAAAAUAUUUUUAAAUGUUGGUGCUGUAAAUAAAGUUCAGUCAAACCAAUAA
Bombina bombina (fire-bellied toad) is the source of this 9839-nucleotide messenger RNA. Its product is annotated as E3 SUMO-protein ligase RanBP2. Gene Ontology annotation, cellular component: nuclear pore; cytoplasm. The transcript is spliced from 26 exons. The record is from RefSeq and is a predicted model, not a curated record. Gene Ontology annotation, biological process: intracellular transport. The coding region runs from base 121 to 9384 and encodes 3087 amino acids. Gene Ontology annotation, molecular function: GTPase activator activity; protein binding. Lineage: Eukaryota; Metazoa; Chordata; Amphibia; Anura; Bombinatoridae.